This is a messenger RNA of Hylaeus anthracinus, 1842 nucleotides long. It is a transcript of the gene Ns4, whose product is annotated as guanine nucleotide-binding protein-like 1. Gene Ontology annotation, molecular function: GTPase activity; GTP binding. The coding region runs from base 105 to 1820 and encodes 571 amino acids. NCBI's taxonomy places the organism in Eukaryota, Metazoa, Arthropoda, Insecta, Hymenoptera, Colletidae. The record is from RefSeq and is a predicted model, not a curated record. The transcript has 5 exons.
GCUGUCAGUGUGCACAGUUCCUUCUUGGAUGCAUCAGUUGUGAUACAUAGGUUGAUAUAAAUGAAAAACGUUUUUAUAACGUCGAGGUUAAGAUAGACAGAAAUAUGCCGCAAGGAACAAGAAAAAAACCAUUUAGCGGUAAAGCAAAGAGACAACAAUUGCAAAUUAAAAAACAACGACAAAAUCCAACUUUGUCUACUGCAAGUCACAGUAGAGACAGUGGAGAAAGUUCAAAUGAUAUUGAUGAUUUUGCGUACGGUGUACAAAAGAUUAAUAAGCAACCGAAAGAUGGGAAUUCUUCCAAAAAUAGGUAUGCUUUACAAUUCUUCCAAGAAACUAAGGAAGAAUUGAUGAAACGAAGAGAAGAUGCUAAUAGAACUAUCCAAUGUUUAUCAUACGAAGAACUAGAAGUUUCUGAUGAUUACUUCCCAUCAGAAAUUGACAUGCCCAAAAGACCACCUUGGGAUUUCAAUAUGACAAAACAACAGUUGGAACUAAGAGAACAAAAGUACUUUACAGAAUAUCUCAAAGAAAUGAGAAAAGUAGACAACAUCAGCUAUUUUGAAUUGAAUUUAGAAACUUGGAGACAGUUAUGGAGAGUUCUUGAAAUGUCUGAUAUUUUAUUAUUUAUUAUUGACAUCAGAUAUACUGUCCUAAUGUUUCCCCCAUAUUUGUACCAUCAUAUAACAAAAGAGUUAAACAAAGACAUGAUUUUAAUAUUGAACAAAGUUGAUUUAGCUCCUCCAGCUCUAGUAGUAGCAUGGAAAGAAUAUUUCCAUGAGAUGUACCCUAAAUUACACAUUCUACUGUUCACUUCGUAUCCUACUUACAAUUUACAUGGUAAUACAUCAGAAACAGAAGGACUAAAAAUGAGUCGUAGAAAGGGAAAAUUAAUAAUGGCUGCAGAAGGAGCUCAAAAAUUACUAGAUACUUGUAAUGAAAUUGUUGGAGAUCAAGUAGAUUUAACUUCUUGGCAUAAAAAAAUUCAAGAUGAAUUGCAAAUGGAAUUUAGUUUAGAUGAAAUUGAUCAUAAAGACAGUGUUACUAUUACUAAAGAAGAUACAAGUUAUUUUAAGCAUGAACAAUAUAAAAAUGGAGUCUUGACUAUCGGUUGUAUUGGAUGUCCAAAUGUUGGAAAAUCCUCGUUGAUGAACGCGUUAAUGGGAAAGAAAGUUGUGAGCGUAUCGCGCACACCUGGACAUACUAAACAUUUUCAAACUAUUUUCCUUACGAAAAAUGUUUGUCUCUGCGAUUGUCCGGGAUUAGUAUUUCCAUCGAUAGUACCGAAGGAACUACAAAUUUUAAUGGGUUCCUUCCCAAUAGCUCAAGUUAGGGAGCCUUAUUCGACAAUUAAAUUCCUUGCGGAAAGAGUAAAUCUACCGAAAAUAUUAAACCUUCAGCAUUCGGGUAGGGAAGAUACAUGGUCCGCGAUGGACAUUUGCGAGCAUUGGGCUAUUAAACGAAACUUCGUAACUGCACGGGUUGGUAGACCUGAUACAUACAGAGCUGCUAAUGCAUUGUUGAGAAUGGCGCUCGAAGGAAAAAUUUGUAUGUAUGUGUAUCCGCCAAAUUGGGGUGUCAGCAAAGAAAACUGGGAGGACCAUCCUGAAGUUGAAUUCGUGAGGUGGAUUCAAGCUAGAAAUAAAGCAGAAGAUGUUAACGAGGGUAGAAGAGUGUCCGUGUCUUCAGAAGAAGAAGAUACAGACGAACAUUCGGAAAUAGAUUCAAACGAAGAAUCCGACGAUUCCAAUAAUACUUCGGACGAUGAAUCGAAGAUACGCGUGGUUAAUAAAUUCGAAAUAUUGUCCGCUGAUCUAUGAAAAAUGAACCCUUUAUUGAUUA